ACCUGGUGGGUGACAUCACUUCCCUUUCCUGAGCUGCUGGUGGUGGACAGUCAGCAUGGUUCAGGCUUGGUACAUGGAUGACUCUGAUGAAGAUCAGAGGAGAGAACAUCGUCUGAAGCCGGAUCAGCCUGUGUCAGUGGAGGAGCUGCAAGCACUGGGAGUCUUCUACCACAAGUUGGAUGCCGAUAAUUAUGAGACUGAUCCAGAGCUGGCCAAGAUCCGUAAAGACAAUAAUUACACAUUCAUGGAUAUAAUCACCAUACAUAAAGACACACUACCCAAUUAUGAGCAGAAGUUGAAGAUAUUCUAUGAAGAACAUUUGCACUUGGAUGAUGAGAUCCGCUGCAUCCUGGAGGGAAGCGGUUACUUUGAUGUGAGAGACAAGCAGGAUCGAUGGAUCAGAAUCGCCAUGGAGAAAGGGGACCUGAUCACCCUUCCGGCCGGUAUCUACCACCGCUUUACACUGGAUGAAAAUAACUAUGUCAAAGCUAUGAGACUGUUUGUUGGAGACCCUGUCUGGACCCCAUUUAACCGUCCUGCUGAUGAUUUGGAGGCUCGAACAAAAUAUCUUCAGUUGCUGGAAGUGGAACUAAAAGCAUAGAGAAAUGUGUGGGAAUACUAAUGUGCAAACCAAAAAUUAAUAACUAAGCUAAUCGGUAGCUGCCAACAUAAAAUGGUGUACACACACUAAUUAGGAAUAAAAAGUAGAAAAGUG
Rana temporaria (common frog) is the source of this 715-nucleotide messenger RNA. It is a transcript of the gene ADI1, whose product is annotated as acireductone dioxygenase 1. Gene Ontology annotation, molecular function: acireductone dioxygenase [iron(II)-requiring] activity. NCBI's taxonomy places the organism in Eukaryota, Metazoa, Chordata, Amphibia, Anura, Ranidae. The transcript has 4 exons. The coding region runs from base 56 to 601 and encodes 181 amino acids. The record is from RefSeq and is a predicted model, not a curated record.